AGAGAGAGAAAGUAAGAACCUGUAAUUAGGAAAACACAAUUGUCAAUUUGCUUCAUCGUCCAUUUUUAUUUUCUUUCGAUAAUUUUCUUGUUCUUGUCUCUGUCUCUGUCUCUGUCUCUUGAAUGAUACCUUCUUCUUCUUCUCACUUCAAACUUGAAACCCAACAAAUAUAAUCCAAAAAAACUGAAUUCCCCCAAAAUUUCCGCCGGAAAACCGCUCUCGCCGCCGUGUCCGACGCCCAGAAGGAGCGUACACGUGGACGGUGGUGAUGGGGACGGAGGAGGGGAAUGGGAAAUGGGGCACCUGGGAGGAGCUCAUCCUCGGUGCGGCCGUUCUCCGCCACGGAACCCAAGACUGGAAGGUGGUCGCCGGCGAGCUCCGAGUCCGAACCCCUUGUCCUGAUGCUUUUACUCCAGAGAAUUGUGAAGCCAAGUAUGAAGAAUUUCUAAAGCGGUAUUCUGGGAGCACGGCUUGGUAUGAGGAGCUUAAGAAGGCUAGAAUAGCAGAGCUGAAGAGAGCUCUGGAGCAAUCUGAUAAAAAGAUUGGGGCUCUUGAGUCGAAGCUUGAAUCCCUCAAGGCUGAGAAGAAUGAAAAAAUAGAUGAUCGUCAUGUUGAAAAUGGCUCAGGAAGUCCAGCAUCACAUGAACCUUCACAGAAGUUGGAGAGAGUUGAAUCUUCCAAUAAAGAGCUUUCGAAGGAUGGGCUAUCUGCUGGGAGUUUCACGCAUGAAACCAGGACAACAAACUGGUCUCCUGAACGCCAGGUUCCAGCCGAGGAUACCGAGACUAAGCCUGAAGCUUCACACUCUAGUGAGCAGGUUAAAGUUUUGAAUGUAGAUAACUUGACAAAUACUAUUUAUGAGGGACAAGUAGGAAGUCUGAAGAAAAGAAGAGGAAAGAGGAAGAGGAAGGAUUGUGGCAGAAAUAUUAAGGAAGCAGCAAGUAUGGGAGAAAGUGACUUAUUGGAUUCAGCUGAUGUAGUGUCCUUGUGUAAAGAAAGUUCUACCAGCAACUAUGAUGAAGUUGCCAAGUCUUCUGGUGUAGAUGAUCAAAUCAAGAACUUGAAAAAGACUGGGGCAGGAGAAAUAAUGGAGAUGUUAGAUUCUAUUUUCGAAACUCAAGGAGCCUCCGCCUUCCGACGCAGACUUGAUAGUCAGAAGAGAGGAAAGUACAAGAAGAUGAUCCGGCGGCACAUGGACUUCGACACCAUAAGGUCAAGGAUUAGCGACAAAACAAUCAAGUCAGCUAGAGAACUUUUCCGGGACCUGCUGCUACUGGCUAACAAUGCUCUAGUCUUCUACUCCAAGAGCACUCGCGUGUAUAAAUCUGCUAUGCUGCUAAGAGACCUUGUCACCAAAAAAAUGAGGGAGACUUCCAAGGGUAUUAGCAGCAGCAAAGUCACCACCACCUCCGAGGCUAAUGAGUCUUCAAAAUUACCUGUGCAAAAUCCUCGUGUGAAACCAAGAAGUGUACGCCCGGGUAACAGAAAAAUUGUUGCUAAGGCAACUGGUGGCAACAACUCUGCAUCUGGGGUGUCUGAUGGAGCUAAGAAACCCUGUAAAGUUGAUUCUCCUUCCCCAGUGGAAUCCUUAACUGUUAAGAAGAAAGCUUUUGGUCGACCGAAAAAGGUUGGACGUGGAACCGCAGGACCAAAGCCUGCAACACCAUUGAAAGGGAAGAAAAGAGUUAGAACAAAGGGAUAGUUUUUUCUUGUGUUUGGAUACCAGUUGAAUGCUACACAAACAAACUUUAUCCAUAAGAAGAGUUGCGCUCACUUUUUGUUGUCUCGAAGUGAGUGCUAACAUCCGUUUGCACCCGUGUCUAUAGGUAUCCAAACAUAGCUUUAGACAAUAGGUCUGGUUCUUUGUACAAAGGUUUUUCCUUUUGGGUUAGAACUUUUUUGUUUGCUUUAGUGAAGGACAAAGGUUCAUGCAUCAUCUAGAGGAAUUCGGGUAAGGUGCAAGAGGGAACUAACUACAACAAAUGUAUGAAAUAGUUCUAAAUUAUAGUUAACUUAUGAGGAUAAGUUUAUUAAUGUAGUCUUUUGAUUUUGUUUCUUGCCAGCA
Molecule: messenger RNA, 2065 nt
Organism: Lotus japonicus
Lineage: Eukaryota; Viridiplantae; Streptophyta; Magnoliopsida; Fabales; Fabaceae
Exons: 6
Coding region: 269-1702 (477 amino acids)
Cellular component (GO): NuA4 histone acetyltransferase complex
Molecular function (GO): protein binding
Source: RefSeq, a predicted model, not a curated record